Molecule: messenger RNA, 906 nt
Organism: Ascoidea rubescens DSM 1968
Lineage: Eukaryota; Fungi; Ascomycota; Saccharomycetes; Ascoideales; Ascoideaceae
Exons: 1
Coding region: 200-715 (171 amino acids)
Source: RefSeq, a predicted model, not a curated record
CUCUUUCUUCCUAUUUGAAAUUGAAUCAUUUGACUCAAUUUGUUACCAAACAUGGCCCGCUCUAAAAAGGAGAUAUGGAAGAGAAAUUAUUACCAACACCAAUAGCAACAUCUUUUUAAUCACAAACUCCAACCAAAUCAAUCUCCAUUCUCGCUUUCAUUCCUGUUUAUUUAUUAAUUCUCUAUUACUUGGUCAACUGAUGUCUUAUAUUGUAACUGAUCCCUCGCCUUCGUUCAUCUGCAACAACUAUCAAAGAGCUUCAAAUGCAAGGCAGUAUAAGCUAAGAGUAAUUGCCCAAAUAGUAGAUUGUGUUUAUGAUAAUCUUUCUCAUUAUAACAAUGUAAAUAAUAAUAAUGAUAAUCAAAAAUCAUUGAUCGAGACCGGAUUUCAAAAUUUAGAAAGCUUUUUCAUUAAAAUUGGUUCAAUCCCAACUUUUUCAUCACAUAUCGCUAACAAUAAUGACAAUUAUCUUGUAUUUAAAAUCAAUAGCGAUUUAGUUGAAAAUUUAUUAACAGGAGACUUACAUUCCACCUCGGAAAGCGAAUUGUUUCAAAUUGGCUCAAUAAUUGAACUUAUCAUGUUAUAUAAUGGCGAUAUCAACGACUUGAAUUUAAUUGAAAUUUCAAAUUUAAAUGGUGAUUAUAGAUUAUUGAAUAAUCUGAAAAACGCUGAAAUUUUAAAAACAAUGUCAAGUAAGUUAUCAUCAUUAAAUUGAAUUGAGUAAAACGAUAUAGAUUGUGUUCAAUAUAAAUUAAUAAGCAAUAAAAUUAAUUUUUAAAAAAAAGAUCCUUGGAGCUUCAAUGUAAUAAUUUAGUAUAAUUUCUACAAAUGUCAAAUGACAGGCUUUAAAAUAAAAAGAAAAAAAAAAGAAAGAGAAGGGAUAUCAAAAUAUAUCAAAAUAUAUCA